GACAACCCUCUCUGAAUUUUUUAAUAUUUAAUGGACGAUUUAUUUUCAUUUAGAAAUUCAAGAACUUCUACAUUUUCAUUAAAUUAACUCCAGUAAAUUAAGUUUUUGUGCUUUUUUUUGUGAAAUCAUCAAUUGAAGUGUCAUCAUACAUCAUACAUUUGUUCGCACAAUAUAAAACAACAAUGUCGAACGCAGUGAAAAAAGUUAAAGAAUUCUUCAGUUAUUGGUAUCUCAGAUAUUUACUGGUGACUGAACUGUAUAUGGUGGAGCCUUGGGAAAAGGUCGUAAUACAAUUGGUUUUUGCUUUAUUCUUCGGCCUUUACUGGUACUUCAACUACUCAAUAGUCAUGUAUGGAGUAUCACAUUUAAGAGGAACAUUACAGCAUACCAUAUAAGGAGAAGAACAAGUUACAAGAGUAUGGAAUACCAAAUAAUUGUAAAUAAGGUUACAAAUAAAUGUUACAUCUGAUAUGUUGUCCAAUUGCCUGAAAAAUGUAUAUCAAGUUAUAUUGAAGGCUCCAAAACCAAUGUUUGAACAUGCCACAUUGAAGUUGCAUUUUAACCAUAAGGUCACCAUAUUUGUAAAAAUAUUCUCUUUUUUCAGUUCGCAAUAAUUUUUUUAUUUCAUCAAAUCUUAUUGUAAAAUUAAAUUUGUCUACAUCUAGGAAGUAUUAUUUUUAAACAUUUUCUAUUUUACAAAUGUUAAACGCUAGGUUAGAAAUUGUUUUAGUAAAUAUAUUUUGCUACAAUGCCUCAUAACAACCAUUUUAGACUACUAAACAAAGUAAAUCAGUUUGGUUGAAAUUAUAUAAAAUCUAUAGAUUUAAUGAGUUAAUUUCUUAUUAUAUUCUUGCUGUGAUCUAUUUAUUACCUGGUGAAGUGCAUUGAUAUUUUAUGUACUUCAUUCUUUAAUUAAUAUUUUAAACUGCACAGUAGUCAUUACAAGUAUGUAAUAACAAUAAAACUCAGUCCUAAUUAUUAAUCUAUUUAUUGAUAAUUUUAUUUUGUUAUAAUGUUUCAUUCCAAGUAUUAAAAAUAUGUAUAAAAAAAUAUUUUCAUAAAUAAAUUUGUUAUG
Galleria mellonella (greater wax moth) is the source of this 1075-nucleotide messenger RNA. It is a transcript of the gene ghi, whose product is annotated as serine palmitoyltransferase small subunit A. NCBI's taxonomy places the organism in Eukaryota, Metazoa, Arthropoda, Insecta, Lepidoptera, Pyralidae. The record is from RefSeq and is a predicted model, not a curated record. Bases 183 to 395 code for a protein of 70 amino acids. The transcript is spliced from 2 exons.